GAGCAUCCCCGAGAGCGGCAGCGGCGGCAGUAUCUGUAAACUGAGCUUACUGGGAAGAAAAUGAAGAGUACUGCCAGGCCUUGGAGUGCAGUGACCAAGCAAGGGAGUCAUGGGGUUGACAGAGGAAAGCCACUUUCCACCGCCUCAACAGGAAUGAAGACCUCCAAGUCUUCAACUUCACUUGCCUUUGAAUCUCGGCUCAGCAAGCUGAAGAGGGCAAGCAGUGAUGACAUGCUAACAAAACCAGGGGCAGCAGCAGUGGCUUCUGGAGUCUCUAGACUGAAGAAGACCAUUACGACAGGAGCCAUUUCGGAGCUUGCAGAGGGUCGGCUGAAGCCCAGCACAGGGACAGUUUCAGCUGCGAAGCGCACAGGGAUUCCGGCGCCCCGGGAAAUAUCCUCCUCUGUGUCCCGAGAGCGAGCUGUGUUGCGUGGUCAAGCCAACACCAGGAAAACCCAACCCAGCCCCACCUCCUCUGGUACACCAACUCCUACCAAGCACGUGCGCCCCGCCAGCAAGUCCAAGCAGGAGAAUGAAAGCGGUGACAAAGCUGUUCUGGAAUCUCAGGUUAAAGAACUCCUGGCAGAAGCAAAGACAAAGGAUUCUGAAAUCACCAAACUCCGCUGCGAGCUGAAGAAAUGCAAAGAGAAAGGGGCACUUCAGGCUGAGGGAAUGGGUGCUUCCAGCCAAAACUUAGAAGCAGUGUCACCUGUCGACAUGGAUCCGUUGAUCAGGACCCUCCAGGAGAAGAACAGGACCUUUCAGAAAGAGCUGGCCAGCCUGGGAGAAGAGAACCGCGUGCUGAAAGAGAAAUUGCUUUACCUGGAGAACUCUCCUCUCUCAGACACAACAACAAGCAGUGCAGGGAACAGCAGCCUCCCAACCCCAACUACCCAAGAGUCCAGUUUUGGAAGCCCGUCCCAAAAGGCGUCUCGAGGCGAAGCGGAGGAGCGCAGGCAGCGCGCGGCCGGGGGUGCGCUGCGCGAUUCUGCUUCCUCCAGCAGCGACGUGACCAAAGCCUCCUUGUCGCCCGACGCCUCCGACUUCGAACACAUAGCAGAUGUACCUUCCAGGCCAGCAUCCUCCAGCAGCAACCACUUCAAAGGUUCCAAAUGCUCCACCACAGGAAGUUCUCCCAACAAUAUUAGCGACCUUUCUGUUGCGUCUCUUACGGAGAGAAUACAGAAAAUGGAGGAGAACCACCACAGCACGGCAGAGGAGCUGCAAGCCACUCUGCAGGAGCUGUCGGAUCAACAGCAAAUGGUGCAGGAGCUGACAACAGAAAAUGAGAAGCUAGUGGAAGAGAAAGCUCUCCUGGAGACUUCCUUUCGUCAGCAUAGAGAUAGAGCGGAACAGCUGAGCCAAGAAAAUGAGAAGCUAAUGACUCUACUCCAAGAGCGAUCCAAGAACGAAGAAAGCAGGGCUCACGAAGGGAAGGUUCUUGAACUGGAACAGAAAUGUGCUGAAGUUCUUGAAAAAGCACAAUUUGAAAGAGAGAAAUUGCUCAACAUUCAGCAGCAGUUAACCAGCAGCCUACGCAGUUUAGAAAGGGAGCAUCAGGAUGCCCAGCAGGUGAUUAAAAGCCUGAGGGAAGAAAAUGAGAAGCUGCUUAAACUUCUAGAAGCGGAACAGCAGAGCAACAGCACAGUGACAAAAACUCUGGAGGACUGUAAAAUGGCCUUGGAAGGCCUGAAAAUUGAGAAUGGCUCUCUCAAAACUCAGCUGGAGAGUGAGAAACAGAAGGCUGCAGAAAUCAAUGUGAUGGGCUGCACUACUGACAACUCCGAGGUGCAAGAGAUGCUGAAAGUAGCCCGUGCGGAAAAGGAUCAGCUGGAAGCAUCUUGCACUGAGCUUAAACAAGAGCUGCUGAAGGCAAACAGCGAACUGAAGCACAUCCAGGGGCUGCUAUCUAAGGCUGAGAAUGAGUGUGGUCAGCUGAAGGAGGUGUGUGACCGGCAGGCUGAGCAGCUGAGCAGAGCCAGCCAGAAGCUGCAGGAAAAAACAUCAGAGAAUGAAGCAGAUAUUAAGAACCUGAAAGAGACCAUUUUUGAGUUGGAGGACCAGGUGGAACAACAUCGAGCUAUAAAACUUCACAAUAACCAGCUCAUCAGUGACCUAGAAAGUAAAGCAAUGAAGCUGGAAGAACAAAAACAAGAAACAGAGAGGCAGCUGAAGGCCCUGACUAAGCAAAUGAAGGAAGACACAGAAGAGUGGAGGCGUUUUCAAGCUGAUCUGCAGACUGCAGUGGUUGUAGCCAAUGAUAUUAAGUGCGAAGCCCAGCAGGAGCUCCGUGUGGUGAAGAGGAAGCUUCAAGAAGAAGAGGAGAAGAGUGCCAGACUGCAGAAGGAGCUGGAUGAAGUGAAGGGCAGCAACAGGUGCCUGAUCUCUACCAGCUAACACAGCCCUGCAUGGAUGCAUGGCCAGGCCUGUGAGACACUUCAGGACAUACCUUCAACUUGCUGCUGAAAAAGGGAAGUUUCAAUCUGAAGAAGCACCUCCAGUUUUUUUUUUUCCCUGUUGCCCUCUCAAAGCCGAGUGUAUGUCAAAGUGUGAUUGCUGCUCAGGUUCACCUCCACCUCACGGGCAAGAGCCAAUUUCUCCAUUUCAGAAGGUUUCUCUUUUCAGAGGACUCCAUGAGGCAGAAGAAGUUCUGAAUUAAUCUAAAGCAAACUAUGCCAUAAGAAACAAUCACAAAGAUUUGGGGAGCUGAAGUAACUGAGGGCUAUUUUUGGGGUUUUUUUUUUGGAAGGAUGGGGAUAUUUGCCAUGAAACAAGUUCAAACAUGCCAGUUUAAGACUAAAGAAAAGACAGGACUGAGUGUGUCUAGUUUGUAAAGUGCAUACACAUGGAGUUCUCCAUAUAGUGUUAUACUCCUAGGUCUGUGUCUAGCUCCAUGCCUGCACACAGAUCAGGAUCUGCACACACACACAGAGCAGGUGACUGAAACCCAGCAGGAAAGCUGAGUACAAACAUGAAGUGAUGUGUUCAGUAUCGGCUGCUUGGGUGCUUUCAGGUUUUUUGUGUUGUAUUAAGAAGGCACUCACCACUGGGUGGCAUGUCUGGCUCAGUCUGUGUCAGGAAGCAGGGUGGUGCCCGAGCAGUGUGUCCUGCUAUGACUUUCCCAAAGGAUGCCUCACGUCAGGUUUGUCCUGGCUGUGAGAACUGCAGAUGGAGAAACCAGAAAGAAAAGAAAUUCUGGCAUGAAGCCCCUAGUAAAUAUCCUCUCAGAAGGGAAGUGUUUCUCAUGCCCUUUACUCAGGUGAAGUAUAUGAUCAUCAGGGAGAACUUGCUAAGGUUCAGCUUUGCAACUGGAGAUACCUGGAGACAGCUUUCCUUGGAUGCUAAGGAGAAACCUGGGAGCUGCCAUCUCUACCAAGAGACCAUCAGGAUUCAUUCCAGGACUGGAGUUUUGUAUUUUGGCUGUGGGAUUUCCGUCCUUUCCUUCUGGAUGUGAAGACUUAGCAAGGGCCUGGUCUCAGAGCAGGCUGAGCUAGCAGAAAAAUCUGCAGGAUGUCCUGGCUUUGGCAUGGCCUUCACUUCUGUGCCGUGCCCCUGGAGUGUACACACAGAUACACACUUGUGUUGCCUUUCUUUUCUGUGCUGGCAGCUGUUGAAUGUUCGUUUUUAUGUUUUAAGAAAUAUAUAUUAAAGUGCCAAAUAAAUGUUUAAGUGUUUGGAACUGUCUGCUGCCUGCCCUUGGCCUCUCUUCUGUUCUGUGCCUCAGUAGCUGUGUGUCUCUUCUCUGUGUCCCCUUGGCGUUCAGGAGGCUUCACAACAAUGCCAGGAGCUGUGUCAAAGACUAGACUGCAGAGGAAUUCUUUCUGGAACUAGGCUUCUGUGGUCCUAGGCCACCUGUAAUGAAGAGGUCAUUGCAGCAGUUUAGAAGUUUCACAGGCAUGCCAGCUGCUGUUGCCUAAAUCUACACAUUAAGCAGAGAAAGAGCUGUACCUUGUUGACUGUCCAUUGUCUACAGCACCCAAAUGUAGAAAACAAGGAGGCUAACUCUUGCCACUAGGGAAGAGCUCACUGCAUCUAUUUGUCUCGCCAGUGAAUGAAUGAAUGAAACUGGACUGUGAUUUUUGUGAAAAGGGCUGGACUUUUUAAUUCCUUUGUGGCUAAAGUGUGUCUGCUUCUUCCUGGAGCUGCUCCACUUAAGCCAGCUGCACUUGCAGCAUUGAUGUGUAAACCAUUCACUCUUGUUUCAAGGAAAGCACACAGCAGUAGAUGACAUUUCCUUCAAAUCCAUC
Molecule: messenger RNA, 4247 nt
Organism: Dryobates pubescens (Downy woodpecker)
Lineage: Eukaryota; Metazoa; Chordata; Aves; Piciformes; Picidae
Gene: SPECC1
Product: sperm antigen with calponin homology and coiled-coil domains 1
Exons: 8
Coding region: 61-2397 (778 amino acids)
Biological process (GO): actin cytoskeleton organization
Cellular component (GO): filamentous actin; microtubule organizing center
Molecular function (GO): protein binding
Source: RefSeq, a predicted model, not a curated record